Molecule: messenger RNA, 732 nt
Organism: Tarenaya hassleriana
Lineage: Eukaryota; Viridiplantae; Streptophyta; Magnoliopsida; Brassicales; Cleomaceae
Exons: 1
Coding region: 1-732 (243 amino acids)
Source: RefSeq, a predicted model, not a curated record
AUGGAUACUCGUGAGAAACUCUGUCAAGAAUCUGGUGAGCCACUUUCUGACAGCUCUUACUAUCGUCAGCUUAUUGGCAAGCUUAUUUAUCUCUCUCUCACGAGGCCAGACAUCUCCUUUGCGGUUCACAAGUUGAGCCAAUACAUGUCACAUCCCAGAACAAGUCAUCUCAAAGCUGCUUACAGAGUCCUUCGAUAUCUCAAAAUGGCUCCUGCUCAAGGUCUACUCUACUCCUCUGAUUCAGACUCCAAACUCAGUGCUUAUUCAGACUCGGAUUGGGCUUCAUGCCCUGACUCCCGAAGGUCUGUCACAGGUUAUUGUAUCUUCUUGGGCAGCUCACUUAUCUCUUGGCGUGCGAAGAAGCAGGCGACUGUCUCCAGGAGUAGCGCUGAAUCAGAAUUCCGUGCUCUUGCUCAUACUACAUCUGAACUGGUUUGGUUGUCUCAUCUUCUCAAAGAUCUGUGCAUCCCCUGCAUCAAGCCUCUUACCAUUUUCUGCGAUAAUCAGUCAGCAUUGCAUAUUGCAAGCAAUGUCGUUUAUCACGAGAGAACCAAACAUAUUGAGCUAGAUUGUUAUUUCAUUCGGGACCAUAUCAACUCUAGCUUGAUCAAAGCGAUGCCUGUGUCAUCAAAGGAACAAGCAGCUGAUCUGUUAACAAAGCCAUUACCAUCUGAUCAGUUCAUUUAUCUGUUGUCCAAGAUGGGAGUACAUGAUUUGUACUCUCCAUCUUGA